Molecule: messenger RNA, 3284 nt
Organism: Phlebotomus papatasi
Lineage: Eukaryota; Metazoa; Arthropoda; Insecta; Diptera; Psychodidae
Gene: wit
Product: bone morphogenetic protein receptor type-2
Exons: 4
Coding region: 383-3073 (896 amino acids)
Biological process (GO): protein phosphorylation; cellular response to growth factor stimulus; BMP signaling pathway
Cellular component (GO): signaling receptor complex; plasma membrane
Molecular function (GO): ATP binding; transforming growth factor beta receptor activity
Source: RefSeq, a predicted model, not a curated record
CACACAUGUUUUUUUUUUCUUUUCAUAGAACUCAUUUGAGAGUCUAAGGGAAAAUUCCAAGAAAACCCAUUGUUUCUGAUAGUGAAAAUGAAUAAUUUAGAGUGAAUUUUGUGGAAAAAAUUCUAAAUCUGGUAGACUAUAAAAGAGAAAAUCCCAGAGAAAAGAAAGUGCAUUCGCAAGCAAAAGGCAUAAACUCAACCCCUAUAGUCCAAGGGUGGUUGGGAAAAAUCGAUACGGGGUGGCAAUUUUGGUGUGCGUCGAAAAUGCACAGAACCCCAAAGGAUUUCAGUGUAUUUCCUCAAAAUCCUAAUUGCAGUAGAAAAUUGAGUGAAGAUUCACCCUGAAGAUACCACCUUUAAUUGAUUUGAAACCGAGAUUUAAAAUGAAUCCGGUAUACCAUACCAUUAUACCCACCCUCAUACUCGGGUGGCUUCUAGCGUGCUGCAGUGCCGCACCCCAAAGUCGCAUUUGCGUAAAGUCAAUCACCCAGGCUCAGGAUCCAAGGAGUGACGAAGCAAGUGAAAACGAUUCAUCAUAUGAAGAUGAUUUUGGGGAUGAUGAAUUUGAGAAGUACGACAUACAGCAGAAUAACUUGAUAUCCAAUUACAAUUUAUCGAUUGGAACAACAAUAUGUGAGAGAAAAUUCAACUUUUGCCAUACUCUGUGGAGAAUUGAUGCUUAUGGAAAUGUCACAAUUGCGAGUCAAGGAUGUUGGGAAUCUGACUCAAAAGCUUCCUGUGACCAGAGCGAGUGCAUUAGCCGUUCAACGCUUAAUAGAGACAAAAAUCGGUAUCUAUUUUGUUGCUGCUCAGAGAAUCUCUGCAAUGACCGCAUGACCAGUGCUACUGAGAACAACCCCAAUCCAGAUAUCUGGGCUAGUCAAUCACCUUCACCAGCUCCAGAUGCCUCAAUUCUCGAGAAUCCUCUAGUCUGGCUAGCCCUAGCAGCAGCCUGCCUCAUACCCCUAUCUUUAAUUCUGAUCCUAAUUUGCCGAAGGGGCAAUAAAUCCCAACCUGAACUAGCCCCAUUAGCUCCCUCAGGGCCAGGAUACAGUUCCAAUCUUCACAAUGUGGACAACCUCAAACUGUGCGCAAUGAUUGGACAAGGGAAGUACGGAACUGUCUGGCGUGGUUCAGUCAAUGAGCAACCAGUUGCUGUAAAGAUCUUCCCUGGACAGCACAAGCAGUAUUUUAUAAAUGAGAGAGAUAUCUAUACUCUACCUUUGAUGGAGGAUUUAUGUCUACUCACCUACUUCGGCUGCGAUGAGCGCCGAACUAUGGAGGACAAUAUUGAGUACUUACUGGUGCUGUCCCUAGCUCCCCUGGGAUGCCUUCAAGACUGGUUAACCGAGAACACAACUGCCUAUGCUGUUUUCUGCUCAAUGGCCAAGUCUGUGGCUCACGGAUUGGCUCAUAUGCACACUGAGAUCAGGAAGGGUGAUCUGAUAAAACCCUGUAUCUGCCACAGGGAUCUCAACAGUAGGAACAUCCUGGUUAAGGCUGAUCUAACAUGUACUCUCUGUGAUUUUGGAUUUGCAAUGAAAACCUUUGGACCCAGGUAUGAGUAUCGCGGGGAAAUAGCCUUGGCCGAAACGAAGAGUAUCAAUGAAGUUGGGACUCUUCGUUACAUGGCUCCGGAAGUUCUCGAAGGAGCUGUAAAUCUACGAGAUUGUGAAUCGGCACUUAAGCAAAUUGACGUGUAUGCUUUGGGUUUGGUUCUCUGGGAACUGAGUACAAGGUGUCAGGAUCUCUAUCCCGAAGGACAGAAUGUCCCUGAUUACCGAGCUCCUUAUGAGGCAGAAGUUGGAAAAAAUCCCACAUACGAACAGAUGCAGGUAUUUGUCUCGAGACACAAGGCUCGUCCACUGUUUCCUACCACCUGGGGAGGAGGAAUAGCAGGAAAAGUUAUCCGGGAUACUUGCGAAGAAUGCUGGGAUCAGGAUGCUGAAGCUCGAUUGACUGCCCUAUGUGUAGAGGAGAGACUCCAGGAACUAUCGUCCCUUAGACCAAAGAGCAGUCUACUCGGAAAGAAUGGUACAACCCCUCCUGUGGCUGCUAACAAUGUGGUCAAUUCAUUCAAAAGUAUCUCACCAAUUUGCCCAAAUGAUGCCGUCAUCAUCACGCCGCCCAAUCAAAUCAUUCCCAAAGCACAGACCACAGAAUACACCACAGACACCCUGCUGAGUCUCUCUGGAACAGGAGCCAGUGGAGAUGGGAGGGUGAGAAGCUCAAGCAUCUAUCAGCAAAUCCAACCUUUUGCCAUAAGGAAUGGGACAGCUCCAUUUUCACCCAUCCAAAAACACCCCCAAGAAACCCAUCGAUCUGAUGGAGAGACAAUAGGUUCUGAUCAGAAUGUUACUCAAGUGAAGCUGGCCAAUGGGGAGAAAAAAUUUAACGGCUGGAAUGGAGUUCGAUCGAUGAUCAAGAAAAAACUCUUUAAGCGAGCCAGCGUUUGUGAAGACAAGUCCCACUUGAUGGGCAACAAACUAUCCCUCCCUGUGAGCAUUGACAGUGUGUCAUGUCCAGAAAUCGGACCUCAGUCCCUAUGUGACAUUCGAACAAGACCCAGACAGAGACCUAGCAACCUCAAUCUUGCCCCAGUGCACUUUCGCUCAGACAUUGACUUCGAAUCGAGUUCAGAGUCUGGAGGAGGGUAUUUUGAGAACAAUCUCAAUCAACAAUCUAACAUCAUAAGAAACUCCCUUCGUGGUCAUCUCAAAGGGAUUGAGUCUAGUGACUCCUUUGAAGAUUAUCGACGUCCUGGAGAAAAUACCCAUCCCCUCCCAUCCCGAAUAGUCACCUCGAAGUCAGCAAAUGCUGUAAAGAGUCUCAAUGAUCCUUCACUGAGGCAGAUGAUGCUCACGGAUAAACAGAUAAAGAGACAGAGAUCUCUUGAGGUGUUCAGGGAGGUUUUUGGGCCAACCAAGGGCAGUGUGGAAAAAUUAAGAGAUCCCAGCCAGAGAGUUAAGACCCCAGGAGAUGUUCCACCUUCAGUACGAAAAGUUCGUGCCUCUAAAACCCUUUCCCUCUACGAUGAUCGCAUGAUGGACUCUACCCUGGGAAAUAUUCUCUAGCACGAGGAGGUACUGUUGCUGGAACUGUAAGAGGAACCUCAGCUGGAUACAAUCCAGGCAACAGAUAGCAGAAGGGUAUACAUGGAAGCAAGGUUCUAAUAAUAUUAGUCACUGUAGCAGAUAUUCUACUAGUUGCAUAGUACUGUAAGAUUUUCAUACCGGAGGUCAUUUAUAAAAAAAAUAAUUAAAUUUUCAGAGGCAGUGAUGAUAA